UAUUUUCACAUGCCAAAUGUCAAUAAGCAACGCAUCAAAUACCAAGUGAUUUUCGGAGAAGUUUAUUUAAAUUAUCAGUGGUAAAUUUACUUAUGUAAUCAUGCCGACGGCUUCAAGGAAAAUAGACCCGAAGGACAAACAGAGGGGCUCCAGACAGAACCUUAAUUCCUCGUCAGACCAGAAUGUCAAGGUCGUGAGAAUGGAUAUAGAAGAAAGUAGGAGUAAAAUGACACCUCGAAUCCGUCGGAAUAUGGAAAGAGUGGAGAUGUUAGCUCGGCCGAACUCCCGUCGACUCCGCUCCUUGUGGGACGAGAAAUGUGCCAUACUACCCCGUGACCGAAGAGACAAGAUCAAGAGCGCUUUGGAGGAGGACUACUUCUUGAGUCCUGAACAAACUGAGCAAUAUUUCCAAGCGUUUUACGAGUCAUCGAAACGAUGGUCUGGACCGGGUGGUAUGGUCAGCCGCAAGGAACACGCUGACAGAAGCAAGGAGCUGCGUCAGAGGCAGAAGUGGCUCGUCAACUUUAGUGCCCAGGUGGCGUACCGUUUAUGUGAUUACAUAGCUAAAGGCCAAAAAGAAAUGUUGGUGUCCAACCGUCUCAGAAGCAUCGCCGAUGUGGUUCUGGAGAGAGUCGCUGAAAUUCUCGGUGAACCCAAACCAACGCGCACGAACCCUGGACGUCUCCCUCGGUUCAUGGUAGCUAUAUCCGACCGCAUCGCAGUGUGGAUCGAAAACGCUGUCUACCGCGCUGACGCCGCUGAAACCGAAUCAAGCAAGGGACCCGAUGAACAUAUGCGACUUGAUGCAGAAAAACCACUCAUUUGCUGAUCAAAAUAAAAUUCAAAUUUCUGUGAGCGGCUGGUUUUCCUGGUCGUCUGCGUGGCCCUGGCCGCCGCUUCACCUCAAUUCUUCGCCUGGCCAGGAUAUGCUGGCUAUGCUCCCGCUAGCAGGACUGUGGUUGCUGGUCCAACCGUGGUGAACGAAGCUCCUGCCCGCUACUUCGCUGGUUAUCCAUUCUUCUAAGCCGGCUCUCUCCCCCUCAACCCUCAACCCUAGCAACUUGCACUUUGUCACACUUUGGCCCAAACUACAUAUUCGUCUUUUGUAUAUAAACAUCUGUAACAUGUAUAUCUACACAAAUUAAAAGUAUCGUUUAUAGAAA
Spodoptera frugiperda (fall armyworm) is the source of this 1163-nucleotide messenger RNA. RefSeq lists its product as uncharacterized. Lineage: Eukaryota; Metazoa; Arthropoda; Insecta; Lepidoptera; Noctuidae. The transcript has 7 exons. The record is from RefSeq and is a predicted model, not a curated record. Bases 101 to 829 code for a protein of 242 amino acids.